AUGCCAUCGUACCUGCGCCCCGAAGCCCCGUCCGCCGCAGAGCCCGAGGAGCUCGUCGCGCUCGUGCCCCUGCUGCCCAUCGACACCCCAAGCGCGCGGCCGCCCCCGCCACCCCGCCUGCAGCUCCCUCUGCAGGAGCUCGUCGCGGGGUACAUGCGGACGUCGCACAUCGUGCCAGCCGCCUGCCCGCGCUUUCUGCCGGCAGAGAGCGCCCUGCGGACGACGAUGUGCGACGACGUGCCCGCGGACAUGGACGCCGCGCUCACGUCGCUCGCAGCCGCCCGCCGCGCGUUUGACGUGCAGAAGCGGCGCGCCCCACAGCACCUGCUGUCGUACGAGCAGCAAUGGAACUGUGUCGAUCGAUAUGUCCACCCCCGCGCCCUCUCCUCCGGGGCGUCGCGGGGCAUCACGCUGUUCCUUGUGCACUCCGGGGGGUUCUCCCGCCAGAUAUGGGAGCCCAUGCUAAAGCCCCUGCUUGCGCGAUUAUCUGAGUCCGCGACCGACGUAGUGGAUGAGAUAUGGUCCUUUGAAGCCGUGCAGCAUGGCGACAGCGCGGUCAUCAACGACCACGCGCAACGAGAUAUCGUCGAUUGGCACGACCUCACCCGCGACAUCCUCAACUUCCUGUCAACAUACCUCCCCGCGGACCCGGGGGCGGCGCUCGCCACCGUCCUGCACCCCGUCGCGCCGCACGAAUUCGGAAAAUCACGGCGCCGCCGGCUCGUCGGGGUCGGCCACUCCUUCGGCGGCACCAUAUUGGCGCGCGCAGCCCUCGCCCAACCAGACCUAUUCGACUCGCUCGUCCUCGUCGAGCCCAUCGUCUUCUCCGCCGCGUUCCAGGACCGCGGACCCGGCCCCGGCGCGGGCAUGCUCAAGUUCCUCUUCACGUCCACGCUCGCGAAGCAGCCGUCCUUCCCCAGCGCGGCCGACGCGCGGGCAUACUUCAGCACAUACCCGACCUCCGCGCGCUGGGACCCGCGCAUCCUCGAGGUCGUGAUGCGGCACGGGCUUGUUGCAGACUCUACUGACGCACAUGAGGGCGAAAACGGUGAUAGGCCUGUGCGAUUGAAGACGCGGCCGUUCGACGAGACGGUAGUGACGUACGGCUGGCGCGCCGCGCACGAGGUGUGGGCGGCGCUCCCGGCGCUCGAGCCGCGCCUCUCGCUGCACUGGAUCAUGAGCGGGAAGUCCGCCGCCUGGACUGGGGGACGCGCGAUGACGCGACGCACCGUGUGGCGGCGGCCCGCGAACGCGAGCAACGUGCUCAUCCCCGACGCGGGCCACAGCAUCCUGCAAGAGAAGCCCGACGAGCUCGCGGGGGAGGUGUUCGCGUUCCUGUUCAGCAAGUACGGGCAUCUCGACGCGAUGCGGGUGCACAGCGGGCUCGCGAAGCUGCAGGGGCUGCUUCCGUGGGUGUACACAAUGCACAAGCUCUAGCAGCAGAUGCGCGCGCGAUCACGUCGAGCUGGCUGUUGACGGUGGUGUCUUUGGGACUAUCAUGGAUCAUCAAUUACGGUGUUGUACUUUUAGA
Molecule: messenger RNA, 1531 nt
Organism: Trametes versicolor FP-101664 SS1
Lineage: Eukaryota; Fungi; Basidiomycota; Agaricomycetes; Polyporales; Polyporaceae
Product: alpha/beta-hydrolase
Exons: 7
Coding region: 1-1437 (478 amino acids)
Source: RefSeq, a predicted model, not a curated record